Messenger RNA from Pyrgilauda ruficollis (rufous-necked snowfinch), 3428 nucleotides. RefSeq names its product histone deacetylase 7 (gene HDAC7). The transcript has 22 exons. The coding region runs from base 205 to 3207 and encodes 1000 amino acids. The record is from RefSeq and is a predicted model, not a curated record. Gene Ontology annotation, biological process: chromatin organization; negative regulation of transcription by RNA polymerase II. Gene Ontology annotation, cellular component: histone deacetylase complex. Gene Ontology annotation, molecular function: histone deacetylase activity. Lineage: Eukaryota; Metazoa; Chordata; Aves; Passeriformes; Passeridae.
CGCUGUGGCUUAAUUGCACUUAAUGAGCCUGAUGAGGCCGGCUGCCAGCGAGGGCUUUGCCAGGGCUCGGAUCUGCCCGUGAGAACUGCAAGGGCGUGGUGGCAGCCGCGCCCGGCACCGGGGAUCCGAGAGCUCCGGGGCCGCGGGGCCGCUCUUCCCACGGCCUCGGUGGCCACGGGGACCCCGAGGAUCCACAGGGACACGAUGCCAUCCGUGGCUGCCGUGACGCCGUGCACCUCCCCGCGGGUGCCCCAGGCCGUCCCCAUGGACCUGCGGAUCGGGCAGCGCGUGGUCAAGCCCCAGGACACGGCGCUGCUGGCCCUGAAGCAGCAGCAGCUGCAGCACCAGCUCUUCCUGGCCAGCCUGCACCAGCAGCAAGUGGAGCAGCUCGCCCACCAGCACGUCAGGGUGGCCAUGGAGUCCCCACACCGCGAGGCUGAGCCGGGCCAGCAGGAGCAGGAGCUGCGGCAGAUCCUCAACAAGGACAAGAGCAAGCGCAGUGCCGUGGCCAGCACGGUGGUGAAGCAGAAGCUGGCCGAGGUCAUCUUGAAGAAGCAGCAGGCGGCUCUGGAGAGGACCAGCAACCCCCCCGCUGCAGCCCUGCCCUACAGGUCUCUGGAGCCCCUGGAGCCCGAGGGUCCCUCCCCUGCCAUGCUCAGCACGUUCCUGUCCCCCGUGCCCAGCGCUGCUCUCGACACCCCCGAGCAUUUUCCACUGCGGAAAACAGUGUCCGAGCCCAACCUGAAGGUUCGGUGCAAGCCCAGGAAGUGCCUGGACCGGCGCAAGAACCCCCUGACCCGCAAGGAGAGCGCGCCCCCCUCGCUGAAGAGGCGCCCGCCCGACGCCAUCGACUCAUCCCCCAGCAGCAGCAGCACCCCCGUGUCGGGCUGCAGCUCUCCCAACGACAGCCUGCCCGCCGAGCACGCCGCACUGCCCGCCGCCCCGGGCGUGGCCCACGAGGCGCCGCUGGCGCAGCGGCUGCUGCUGCAGGAGAGCUCCCUGGCGCAGUUUGCCCUGCAGAGCGCGGCCUCCCUGCCGGCCAUCACCCUGGGGCUGCCGGCCACCACCGGCACCAGGGCCGAUGCCGAGCGCCGGGCGCUGCCCGGCCUGGCUCACCGGGUGCCGGUGCUCAACGGGCCGGUGCUGCCGGGCGCGCACCCGCCCGUCUUCAUCCCGGCCGGCCUGGAGCAGCGCGAGCCCGGCAGCCCCCUGUCCCCGCGGCUGCAGCCCGUCAUCAUCCUCGAGCCCUCGGUCACCCACGCGCCGCUGGUGGCGGUGCCGGGCCUGGGCGCCGUGCCGCUGCCGCUGGUGCCCGCCGAGCGGCUGGCGCUGCCCGGGCAGCACAAACCGCUGGGCAGGACGCGCUCGGAGCCGCUGCCGCCCAGCCCCAGCGCCGCGCAGCAGCACCUGCUCUUCCAGCAGCACUUCCUCGAGAGGCUGCGGCAGCAGACGCACCUGGGCAAGCGCAUGGCCAAGUCCAGCGAGAAGCCCCGGCUGCGGCAGAUCCCGUCCUCGGAGGACAUGGAGGCCGAGGGGACCCUCCCGGAGGGGACCCUCCCGGAGGGGGACCCCAGCAGGGCGCGGCUGGAGCCCCCCCGGCCCGGCAGCAGCGGGAAGGAGCCCGAGAGGACGCAGAAGAUGGGGCAGCCCCCGGAGGAGCUGGUCCUGCAGCAGGCCUUCCUGUGGGACUCCUUCCAGCGGGUGCAGCAGCAGCUCCUCAAGCGCCAGCCCUUGGCCGACCCCCCCGUGCUCCCCCCCGGCCACCGGCCGCUGUCCAGGGCUCAGUCGUCCCCAGCCACGGCCACCGUGUCCCUCCCUGCCCAGGACACCAAGGCGCUGGCCCUGCCCGUGCAGGAGCAGCCGCCCAAGCCACACUUCACCACAGGGCUGGUUUACGACUCGGUGAUGCUGAAGCACCAGUGCUCCUGCGGGGACAACAGCAACCACCCCGAGCACGCCGGCAGGAUCCAGAGCAUCUGGUCCCGCCUGCAGGAGCGGGGCCUGCGCAGCCGCUGCGAGUGCCUGCGGGGCCGCAAGGCCACCCUGGAGGAGCUGCAGUGCGUGCACAGCGAGCGCCACGUGCUGCUCUACGGCACCAACCCCCUCAACCGCCUCAAACUGGACAACGGCAAGCUGGCAGGGAUCCUGUCCCAGAGGACGUUUGUGAUGCUGCCCUGCGGAGGGGUGGGGGUGGACAGUGACACCAUCUGGAACGAGCUGCACUCGUCCAACGCCGCGCGCUGGGCCGCGGGCAGCGUCACCGAGCUGGCCUUCAAGGUGGCCACCAGGGAGCUGAAGAACGGCUUCGCCGUGGUGCGGCCGCCCGGACACCACGCGGAUCCUUCCACGGCCAUGGGAUUCUGCUUCUUUAACUCGGUGGCCAUCGCUGCCAGGCAGCUGCAGCAGAAGGGGAAGCUCAGCAAGAUCCUCAUCGUGGACUGGGACGUUCACCACGGCAACGGGACCCAGCAGAUUUUCUACAGGGACCCCGAGGUUCUCUACAUCUCCCUGCACCGCCACGACGACGGCAACUUCUUCCCGGGCAGCGGCGCUGCCGACGAGGUGGGAGGGGACCCCGGGGACCGAGGGGACAGCAGGGCACAGGAGGGCACAGCAGGACACAGCAGGGUACAGCGGGGCACAGCGGGGACCGUGGUGAUGCCCAUUGCCCACGAGUUCUGCCCCGACGUGGUGCUGGUGUCGGCCGGCUUCGACGCAGCCGAGGGCCACCCGCCCCCCCUGGGGGGCUACAAAGUCUCUGCCAAGUGUAAGGAGGUGGCUCGGGGUGGGGUGUCCCCCUUGGGGUGGGGUGUCCCCCCUUGGGGACAGGGUCCUGGGACACCACUGUCCUUGUCUAUCCCUGUCCUUGUCUAUCCCUGUCCUGGGCUAUCCCUGUCCUGGGCUAUCCCUGUCCUUGGCUAUCCCUGUCCUGGGCUGUCCCUGUCCUGGGCUGUCCCAGGCUGUCCCUGUCCCAGGCCAGCCCCUGUCCUGGUGUCCCCAGCCCCGUUGUCCCCUCCCACAGGCAGAUACUGGGUGGCCGUGCAGCGCUUCGCCUCCAAGCUGGGCUGCUCCUUCCUCGAGGCUCAGCACCACGAGGCCGACGAGGUGGAGACGGUGACGGCCCUGGCGUCCCUCUCGGUGGCCGUGAUGGUGGAGAAGAGGGCACAGGAGGAGCCCAUGGAGCAGGAGGAGCCCAUGAACCAGUGACACUUGGGGACGGUCCCCGGCGUGGCCGGAGCCCCCGAAGACCCCGAUCCCGUUUGUCCCCCUCGCUCCCGAGGCCCUGGGCGGGCCUGGACUCCUGGAAGGGACAUUCCCGAAUCCAACGGGACGGGACCACGGAGAGCCCCGAGCCCAGACUGUGCCCACAGCCCCCCUCCAAUUUUGGGACCCCUCAAGGGGGGUGAAACCCCCCAGCCCUGCGGCAC